Durusdinium trenchii is the source of this 1394-nucleotide messenger RNA. NCBI's taxonomy places the organism in Eukaryota, Dinophyceae, Suessiales, Symbiodiniaceae. The record is from the annotation of a GenBank genome assembly.
GCUCAAGAGUAGAAGCCAUAUCCCUGAGGGAUGUUAGCGCUUCUCGCAUGAUGCGAGCAAUGAUCACUGUGGUGUUUGGGGCGCAGCUGGCACAGCUGGCGUCAACCAAGCAGGAGCUGUGGCCAGAGUUGAAUGAGCUCUUGGAUGCAUCAGUGCAAGAGUGUGCGGUAGAGAGCACAUGUUUGAAGCGUUGGCUCUUUGCCUCUUGCUCCCUCUCCCGCUGCGCUUCUUCCUCCAAGCCGAAGCUGCAGGAGUCUGUGGCCUUGGUGGGCGAUAGCGGACUGAAGAAUGCCUGGGAGGAACUCAUGAUGCUUUUGAGACAGCAGGUCCCGGUGGCGGCCAUCGACUUCGAGGCCAAGACGCCUCACAUGACCUGGGCCUAUGGCUGCUGCCAGGACGACCAGCGCACGGAGACGGAGACGUCUCGUGCGAGAGGUAGCACGCGGAGGCUCCGCGCGUUCGAGUCAGCACUGGAGGCCUUCCAGUUUUCUCCACUGGAGAUUCGAUUCCACGACUUGGUCCUUUGCUCCCAUCGUGGCGGUGAGCCCGGAGCGGCCUCGCCCGCGGUGUUUCUGGCAUUGGCACCCGACAAGACCUCGCAGGAGGCACUCUUCAGGUCGUUAAGGCCUUUCGAGAAGGAGUUGGAAGGUCCCAAAGAGCAGCGAGAGGGAUUAUUUCACAUGACCCUGAUGCAAGUCCGACAUUGGAACAGUACCAUUCACUCUGCUGUGAAUGAGCUUUGGUCCCAACACAACGCGAAGCUGGGAGCAAUUCGAUUGGAGAAGGCGAACUUGAAGCGAGAGGGACCCCCACUGGCAGGCCAGUGAAGAUGAGAAAAUGGCCGUGCGGUCUGAUCUAAAGGAUGAACGGCAUUCAGACCGAGAGAGCGGCUUCUACUGUGCUUCCACACUGGUAGAGAGCUUGCUGUGACGCUGCACCAUCAUGCGGAUCCUGCCCCAUGUCGCGUGGAAGUUCCUUCCUUUCUACAAAGGGAGCAAAAGGAAGAACAAACAAAAACCUUCCGUUCUACCUCCCCGAGCGGAGCAAGGCUUAGCCGAGUGCGGGGCGCGAGAGCGGAUGUACCCGGUGAUCACCGGCUGCUCUUGGCUCCUUGGUGCCGAUUCAUACGCAGCGGAGGCUUCGGAAGCAGCUAGUCCUAGAGGGAGGCAAGCAGUCCUUGUGCGAAAACUGCUGCCAGUCCGGUUGGAACAGUUUUAAUCUCGCCACUGGCAAAGCCUUAGGCACUUUUUGAUGGAUUUGCCACGCAGUUUUGCGACGAAGAACUCUGAAGACCGACAGGACCUAGCGCCGAGCGCAGUUCUGGAGUGGCAAAAGGAGCAGUUGGCCUUGGGCGUCCGAUUGGUUGGUGUUGCUGGACAGAAGUUCCUUCUCGU